AUGCCCCCCCAAAAAGAAUAUACGGACGAGGAGAUUACUUAUAAGCUUCGCCCUCCAAUAAAUGCCAUCAGGAUUCCUGAAUUCCCAGAAAGGCCUGAUCUAUUUGAUGAAGUUGAAUGGGUCCCAUUUAUCGGCGUUGAAGAUGCAAAGCUUGCACAUCGUCUCUGGCACCUUCCGGAUUCCAUCAUCGGGCAAGCAUUAACUGGGAAAACGAACCCAUACCCACGACCACCGGAUGAAGAUCGAAACAGACAUGCGCUGGCAUCAAACAUCUACGAGAGCUUGAUGAUCGACCAUAUACUGCCAACCAACGAAUCUGAGUGGGAAGCCAACUGGCAAAAUGAGGGCCUGAAGCAAGCUCAAUGGUCGCGCCAGGAUAUCUUUGGCACUGAUGGUGACCAAGACUAUGCAGAAGACCAGCAGGUUUUGAUCGAAGGACAUGAUGUGUUGACAGCUGCAUACUGGAAAGUCGACAAAUUGCGAAAUGAGCUCAGGAGUCGCGGCCUUGAUGAUUCCGGGAGAUCAGCAGAGCUUCGCAGGCGUCUUAAUGACGAUGAACGGCGACAAAAGCAAAGACACUGCUUCCUCCCGCGAAGCAAUCUCUCGCACUGGGGCAUUGACCGAAGCAACUCAAAAUAUGCGAUUCAACUCACCGAAAGCAACCAUCUCAAGCCCCUUGAUAUGUACACCUGGGCCAUCUCACUCAGUCCAUAUAAUCCUACAUACUGGGUGAGCCGAGCCUAUUGUCACUACCAGCAAGCAUACUUUGACCUUGCCAUCGGGGACGCUUAUCGUGCGCAGCUGCUGUGUGAGAUACUUGCUGAUGCCCGGGCCCGAAACCGCCAGCCCGGACUCUAUCCUCGAAUCUGGCAUGCGAUUGAGCAGCAUCUCCUGGUAGAUCCCCGAGAUCAGGGAACAGGCGAACUCAAUCCAACAGUCCAAAAGUUGCGCGAACCCAACGGGAUCAACCAUUUUAUCCCAACCCUUCGAAAGGCACUACAGAGUAUCAUAAGCCUCAGUCUUUUAGGGCUUCAGUGUUGGGAUGAUUACAAAUCUAGUGACAACUAUCUCAGACAAAGGCUCAUCAUGGCAUUCAAUGACACGCAGAUUUUCGACCAGCGAAGAACCUUGUUCGGGAAGUUGAUGGAGCAACACAAAGAAUCAAGAAAACAAUGCUACCGCUAUCCGUAUGAGAGGAAGGCUGGAUAUGUCAGAGGAGAUAGGAAAUAUCCGUAUGACGCAGGCGACAAGAACCGGCACGAAGCCUCGUUUUUGGACAAUUUGAAUAACAACCUUUUCGAGAACAACGAAAGUCUUCCAUGGAAGAGGUGCACGAUUCGCAGCAUUGAAGAUGAAAAAACGCUAAGCGUAUUUGCAACGCGUGAUAUCGAAAAAGGGGAGAUGAUUUUUGCAGAAGAACCAUCGAUCAGGGGGCAUCUUAUUCCCAACAGUCUACCAAAAAAUUGGCAGAAUUUGAUGAUCGACAAGAAGACCAAAAAAAAGCAAUUAUACAGACGUCCGCCGGCAGACUCUGAAAGCGGGCUGAGGUGCGAAAAUUGCCACAGGAUUGUGAGAAAUGCAGAAUACAGUGACCAGGAUAUCGAGGAAAUCAAACGCGGGAAUCAUCCGGAAGCUUGCAGGUGUAUCCUCGAAGGUGGAAAGAGGGUGCAUCUGAAGUUUUGCCUGGGCAUUGAACCCCAGGGUGACACAUGCUCCCAAAUUGCUCGAAAAUUGUAUCAUCAUCGAGCCUGUGGAAAGAGUUGGACAUGGUUACACAACGCAAUGCGACAGGGGAUAUACUCAUACGAUGAUAUGUAUCACUUUUCGCACUCCAACGAAGAACACGGGACAGUGUUGAGCCUCCUUCUGCGAGAGGUAUUCGAUAUCACACUCAUGAGACGCGAGAGAAGCGAUGAUCCCAACAUCAUGGCUCACGAGAUCGACGAACUUCUCGUGCUGGAAGAUUUUGAAGACUGGCAUGAGAAUUGGUUCCCGUUCACUUUCGCUGCAAAUAUCCAGGUGCCGUUCGAUAUUUUACUACAGCUGGGUGUCGACAUCUUCCGAGACCUCACCUUCGACACUUGGGUCAUUCAGACCGUCUUGAGAAAGCUGCUAGUCAACGUUAUUCCGUGGGAUUUACAGUGGCGAAGCUCUUUCGGGCCGUCCAGGAAUCAUUGGAAGAGGCUUCCCAGACCAGAAUGGCAGAACACACCGAGUAAUGAGAAACGCAUAAAAAGAUAUGACCCAAUGUUCUGUGACAUGUACCUUUUCCCAGGUUUCAGCUUGUUCAACCAUGCCUGUCGUGAUUCACACAAUGCCACAUGGGGCUACGACCAAACCAUUCCCAACCGUGUGCUUAUAUGGGCGACGGAGCGCAUUCCCGAGGGCACUGAAAUACGUAUCCCAUACCGAUACAAAAAGCCAAAGAAGAGGACUGCGCGCCGGUUACUCGGCAAGGAAUGUACCUGCAAGCGAUUCUCCCGUGGAAACCGAGGGCGAAGAUGA
Molecule: messenger RNA, 2505 nt
Organism: Aspergillus wentii DTO 134E9
Lineage: Eukaryota; Fungi; Ascomycota; Eurotiomycetes; Eurotiales; Aspergillaceae
Exons: 2
Coding region: 1-2505 (834 amino acids)
Molecular function (GO): protein binding
Source: RefSeq, a predicted model, not a curated record